Aspergillus calidoustus is the source of this 1695-nucleotide messenger RNA. The record is from the annotation of a GenBank genome assembly. Lineage: Eukaryota; Fungi; Ascomycota; Eurotiomycetes; Eurotiales; Aspergillaceae.
AUGAACUGCCCAUCCCGCACCGAUGACACCCUCCCGCACUGCGACUGGAAUCAGAAUCCGCCAUUCCUCGCACCUGACCUGACAACCCGUCAGGAUCUCAAUGGCAUCUCCAAUGUCCGCGAGUUCAAAGAGGGCGCCGGGAUUAUGGGCUCGGCUCGGCACUGUCUGCACGAUGCAGACUUGCCCUCUUCGCACAAAUCGCAGUGCGAUGCGUUCCGGUCGCUGCACCCGGGGGCGUCCCUGACUCUGUCAGGACGCCCGAACUUCCAUAUGGAUUCUCGUCAAUCCGCUUUGGACAAGCUCAAAAGCUGGUUCUUAUGGCUGCUCUCUGUUUUGUGCACAGCCAUUUUCUUUUCUGCGAGUGGUUUAACCGACUACUUGACCGGCGCGAGACCGGUUAUUCCUAGUUUCUCGCACACAAAUAUGCCGUCUGGUAUAUCGCCACCCGAACUGGACGACGCAUUUCAAGUUCGGCCAGCGCGGCGUCACACGAAGCGACAGAGCUGCGCAUCCGGCGGUGUUGACAGCGAGAUCUACAACACCUCUCUACACGUGGGAGCCCUGUUUAUCAUCCUCGGAGUCUCGUUUCUCGCCUGUGCUCUGCCGAUUCUGAUCAUCCGCUUCUCCCGCCUACGCAUUCCCACGGCUUUCCUCUUCUUCGUGCGUCAUUUCGGCACCGGGGUCCUCAUCGCGACCGCCUUUGUGCACCUGCUGCCUACGGCCUUCACCUUGCUAGGGGACCCAUGUCUCUCUGGCUUUUGGACGGAAGACUACCCCGCCAUGCCGGGUGCCAUCUCAUUGGGCGGAAUCUUCCUCGUCACCCUGAUCGAAAUGGUCUUUAGUCCCGUUAGGCAUGCCACCCGGCGUAUGCACAAGUCAGCCGAUCAAGAGGCGGCGGCCGAAGCUGCCGUAAUACGCUCGCACGCGCACACGCACACUAUACCCGUUGCAGCGUUAGGUGUCCCGCAGGAUGCGGUUCGCGACGACGAGUGCGCAUCGCAAUUGCGUCCAAAGGGCCCCUUGGUUGGUCGGUCAUCUAGUUUCAGUCGGGCCAUUCAUCGGAUUGGAGAAGAAUCUGACCGGAUAUACCGCAUCUCGUCAGCGCCAGAAGUCACUCCCCUUCCGCAGGUCAGCGAGGCCAAGCAGUUCCGCGAUCGUCAGGGAAGUCUUCAGGAUGAGCUUCAGCUGUCCGAGAAGCAGAAACACAACAAAGAUGUCAUGCAGGUUUUCAUGCUCGAAGUCGGUAUUCUGUUUCACAGCGUGUUCAUCGGCAUGUCGCUCAGCGUGUCGGUGGGGAAUGAGUUUGUCAUUCUCUUGAUUGCGAUUGUGUUUCACCAAACAUUCGAAGGCCUUGCUCUUGGCUCGCGGAUUGCCUGCUUGGACUGGCCUGCCAAAGCCGCUCAGCCGUGGCUCAUGUCACUUGCUUACGGUUGCACCACCCCAAUCGGCCAGGCAAUCGGCAUCGCAACUCAUUCGCUAUACAGCCCCGACUCCGAAGUCGGUCUCUUGCUGGUCGGCACGAUGAAUGCCAUUUCGGCCGGUCUUUUGAUCUUCGCUUCACUGGUCGAGCUCCUGUCAGAAGACUUUCUCAGCGACGAGAGCUGGCGCGUGCUGCGCGGGCGCAAGAGAGUCAUGGCAUGUGUGCUGGUGUUCCUGGGAGCGUUCUGUAUGAGCCUGGUCGGUGCGUGGGCGUAG